AGCAGCAGCAGCGCAACAAAUGCAGCCAGCAGCAACGCAACAGCGCUGCCCUCACUAUUUGCCGGCAGCAAUAGCAACAGCAGCAGCAGCGCCGUCGUCGCUGCCAACGUCGCUGCCGCCGCCGCCGCCGCCAAAGAUAUGGACGGACUGAUUGCCAUCAAUGAUAGCGCAUUAUCGCAACAAAUCGAAUUUAUACUACAAGAUGCUCCCAUGGAGCAGGAUGACGAGCAACAGCUGCAGCUCAAUAUGGCAGCGGCAGCGGCAGCGACGGCGGCAGCAGCAGCGGCGGCGGCGGCGCCGUCGUCGUCGAAGCUCGACAACCACCCACCGACAACAAAUGCAACAAUAACGACAACAACAACAAACAGCGCUUCCGCCUACAUCCAACAGCAGCAGCAGCAACAACAACAACAGCAGCAACAUCAUCUGCUGAAUGGGCGACGCAUCAUUAUUCAAUCAACGGGCAGCGGCGCCAACUCUGUCCUGGCGGCCAGCGACAUCAAGGAGGAGCAACAGGAGCUGGAGGACGAGCCGGACGAGGAGGAGGAGGAGGAAGAUCCGGAGCUAAACGAUGAGAAUCUGCAGGACAUCGAAGAGGAGGCGCAGGCAGCCGAAGCUGAUGAGGAGCCCGAAACGGCGACACAUUUGCAACAUCAUCAUCAUCAGCAACAGCAGCAGCAGCAACAGCAACAACAUCAUCAUCAACAACAACAUCAUCAUCAUCACCAACAGCAACAACAACAACAACAUCUGCAACAACAGCAGCAGCAGCAGCAACAACAUCUGCAGACGCAGGUCAAACUGGAGCUGGACGAUAUGCCCGAUGAUGAGGAGGAGGAGGAGGAGGACGAGGAUGAGCAUAUGCAGCAGCCGGCUCAGCAGCAGCAACAGCAGCAGCAGCAACAACUUGAGUCACUGCAACAGCAAUUGGAGUACUCGACAGCGGCACAGCAGCUGGUGCUGCCCGCCGGCAGCAUUGUGAGCACCACAACGCGCGCUCUGGCGGUGCCCGUUUCGGAGGCGGCGCUGGUCCAGCUGCAGCGACGUCCCGUCUACAUAAGCAAUGCAACGAUGAGCAGCUUGGCGGGCGCCACAUAUGUGCGCAUGCCGGCCGCGGCUGUCAUCAGCCGCAGUCCGAUGACCGUGCUGAAUGUGGUGCAGCAAACGGGCGGACCCACCGCACAGCUCAUACUGCAGGCGGCCACGGCGGCGGCAGCGGCACAGGCGCCGCCACAGCAGCAACAACUGGCGGCGCUAGCCCUGGCACAACAACAGCAACAACAGCAGCAGCAGCAGCAACAGCAGCAGCAGCAACAUCAUCAGUCCAUCAAGCCAGCGCCUGCCACGAGCAGCGUGGCAACAUCGACGACCAGCUACCAGUGCAUGGAAUGCGUGGAGAAGUUCGACUCAAAGGAACUCUUUGAUAUACAUCGCAGCGGGCAUGCCAACAAUAUGAAGUGCGCCAUCUGCAAUAUGGUAUUGAAAUCGCUGAAAAACUAUGAGAAACAUUGCCUGCGCUGCAAGCCCUACGAGUGCCAGAUAUGUGGGCGUGUUGUGCGCUUUCGGCCAAACUUUAUAAAGCAUAUGCGCGUGCAUACGGGCCAGCAAUCGGAAAGGCAUAAAUACAAAUGCGAGGUGUGCCACAAGGAGUUCAUGAGCUUUGAAUACUUCAAAGUGCACAAGAAGAUACACAACGAGAACGUGAAUCUCACCUGCGAGAUAUGCGGCAAGGUGUUCAGUGCGCUUGCCUCGCUGCGCGGCCACUCCAAGCUGCAUUCGGGCGUCAAGCUGCACAAAUGCGAUGUGUGCGGCAAGGGCUUUGGUCAGCGCUAUAAUUUGAAAAUACACGCGCGCACGCACACGGGCGAUUUUCCGUUUGAGUGCAAGGUGUGCAAGAAGAAGCUGCAUACGCAAUCCUCGCUGCAGACGCACAUGCAGGUGCAUCUGCGGGAUCAGCCCAAGGGCAGCGCCGCCGCCGCCAUCAGCAGCAACAGCAACAGCGGCAACGCCGCUGCCGCUGCCGCCGCCGCCGCCGCCGCCGCUGCCAGCAGCAACACCAACAACACUAACAGCAACAGCAAUGCUGUCGCAGCUGUGUCAGCAGCCAAUGUCAAACUGGAACCGGAUCUGGAACAACCCGGCACCAGUCUGCAACAGCAACAGCAGCAGCAGCAACAACAUCCACAGCAGCAGCAACAACAGCAGCACGAUAUGGACAUGGAUGAUCAGUCUGGCCUGAGCGAUGAGGAGACUGAGAGUGCUGUCCAUAAUUUGACCAAUAAUCGUUUAACUACCGGCGAGGACUCCUCGAAUGAGUCCUCAUCGAAUGCCUCGCUACAGCAGCCACACUCUUCCUCAGCCAGCUCAACGCACUCGCAACAGCAGCAGCAACUGCCGCAGCCGCAUCAGCAGCAGCAACAGCAGCAACAGCAGCAGCAAUAUAUUGUGUCCACGCCCACACGCACCAUUGUCAUCAAGAACUACGUGCAACAGCAGCAACAGCAGCAGCAGCAAUCGUCAGAGCAGCCAACUGGCAAUGGCAACUGUUCGAGCGUGCUGCACACACAGGUCAUACAGAGCGGUGCGGGCACCAGCAACGGCCAUCACAUCAUCAACGCAAACAAUGCCAGCAACAACAACAGCAGCAGCAGCCACACAAGCAACAGCAGCAACGGCACCAAUCACAGCAACAACAGCAGCGGCAGCAGCAACAGCACCAGCAAUGUUGCAACACAAGCCACGGCCAGCAAUUUGGCGCAGCAACUGUUGCGCAAAACGCCCAUCAUACACUCGACAGGCACGCUUAGCUCUGCGCUGGCCAGCGUGGUGCAGCAGACGGGUGUUGGUUCGCCGGCGCAAUCGCCAUCAUCUUCAUCCACAUCGUGUUCCUCCACCGUGCUGGUGUCCAAGGCGACGGGUGUGCCGUUGUCGAUUGCCUCAUCGGCGGCGCUGGGCGGCUCCACAAUAAUACGCAGCACGCGCAAUCAUCAUCAUCAUCAGCAGCAGCAACAGCAGCAACAGCAACAGCAGCAGCAGCAGAGCAACUGCAGCAGUCUGCGAGUUCAGCAGCGUAAUAACCACCGAAACCACCACCGACGUCGUCAUCUGGCGGACAUGGAUGACGAUGAUGAUGAUGACGAUAAUGAUGAGGAUGAGACGAGCGCACAAUUGCGCUCUGCCACCAAUGGACAUCAUCAUCAUCAUCAUCAGCCGCAGCAGCAGCAGCAGCAGCAGUCGCAGCAGCCGCAGCACCUGAAUCAAAAUCAUAAUCAUGGCCAUGGCCAGAAUCACAGCCACAACCACAACCACAACCAUCAUCAUCAUCAUCAUCAUCACAAUCAUUUCGAUGAUGAUGAUGAUGAUGAGAAAUCAUCACCGUCCCUGGCAACAGCUGCCAUUAUCAAAGUGGAACCGAAUCUCUAUUCAUCCGGUUCCGGCGAUAAUUCCAACGACAUGUUCAUCAAGGAGGAGGUCAUGUUCGAAGAUUCAGCCGCACCACAUUCACCACAAUCGCCGCCCAGCUCCAAAUUUCGCAUCUCGAACUUCGACAGCGAUCUGGUUGAUCAUCAUGUCGAUCUGAAUCAUUCGCUGCCGCCAUAUGGUAACCUAUUUGAGCCGCACUCAAUACCCGACAGCAUACCCGUACAGCUCUAUCCGGAUGAUGAUGAUGAUUUUCGUUUGGAUCACAGCUCGCUGGGUGGUCUGCACAAUACCUCGUCCUCGACCACCGAUGGCGACUUCAUCAAAAAGGAAUGGGUAUAUGGCAGCGGCACCAGCAGCUAUGCCAUGAAUGGUAAAUUUGAUGAUGACAGCGAUGCCCUCUGCGAUGCCGCCAAUUUUAUAUACAAUUGAGUCGAGCAUCUCCACAUGUCUACGCUGACCCAGGGGGCAGGCCAACAAACGGGAGCAGCAGCAGCAGCACCUGCAGCAGGCGAAGCACCUGCAGCAACAAAUUCGAAUUCUUAACGCACACACACACACACACACACACAUAUAUACACACACAUG
Drosophila novamexicana is the source of this 4008-nucleotide messenger RNA. RefSeq lists its product as uncharacterized. Lineage: Eukaryota; Metazoa; Arthropoda; Insecta; Diptera; Drosophilidae. The transcript has 7 exons. Gene Ontology annotation, molecular function: RNA polymerase II transcription regulatory region sequence-specific DNA binding; DNA-binding transcription factor activity, RNA polymerase II-specific. The annotation marks the transcript as partial. Gene Ontology annotation, biological process: regulation of transcription by RNA polymerase II. The record is from RefSeq and is a predicted model, not a curated record. Gene Ontology annotation, cellular component: nucleus.